AGACAUCAUUAGAGCAAUCAUGUUACGUUUAUUGAUACUGCUGUUUUCUGGAUUAUAUUUAGUAAAUUUAUCCAACGGUAUUGAUCUUUUGGACUGCGGCAAUCCACUACCUGACCUAAAUCGACGCGACGAUACUUCUAACGGCACAGUGUAUUUGUCAACGGUAACAUUUUCAUGUAACGAUGGCUACGAGCUGGUUGGAGAAAACAUAUCAGUAUGUACGGCAUUGUCUAAAUGGCGACCAGAAGUUCCUUAUUGCAAAAUAAAAGAUUGUGGACCUCCUCCAGAUUUAGCAUUCGGCACAUGCAUUGUUUCCAACACUACGUUCCAAUCUAUUGGACUAUGUUUAUGUACGACUGGAUACACGUUUGAGGGACGAAAUAGCAUAAAAUGUCUCGCGAAUGAAUCAUGGGGAGGUCCCGAAGGCAGCUGCGCUAAAAAAGAUUGUGGCCAUCCUCAUUAUUUAGCACACGGCACAUGCAUUGCUAUCAAUACUACGUAUCAAUCAAUUGGACUGUGCUCUUGUAACACUGGAUACACUUUUACUGGACGAAAUAGCAACAUCGAAUGCCAUGCGAACGGAUCAUGGAGCAUCCCUGAAGGGAGCUGUGCUAUUAAAGCUCAACCACUGACUUCUGAAAGCUCUGCAACUAUUGAACCGACGAACAACACAACAACUGAUCCGCCGACGACAACAAUUACUCAAAACACAUCGGAAAAAACAACAACUCAACCAACAUCGACAGCAUUAAGUCAACAAACAACUCAUCAAACGACGACACCAGAAACACAAUCAACAAGUACUACAACAACAUCAACAAUAAUAUCGACAACAAAGACAACCCAACCACCAACAGCAAAAACAACCACACAGCAAACAACGACAAAACCUACAACACAACCAACAUGGACAACAACAACACAUUUUUCAACAACGUCAACAACUCAACGACCGACGACAAUAGCAAUACAAGCAACACAACAUACAGCGAAAACAACAAUAACUCGAUCAACAACACAACCAACAGCAACGCCAACAACUAAAACAACUGCUAAACCAACAUCGACCAUAACAACAACAGCAACAACGGUAUCAACACCAACGACACAACCAACAACCACAACACAAUCAACAACAGCAUUAACAACAAUUCAACAAGCAACGACAACAAUACCAAAUAAACAAGCAACGACAACACAACGAACACCAAGACCAAAAACAACUACAACAACAAUAGCAACAUCACAAACAACAGCAACAUUACCAACAACAACGGCAACAAUAACAACACCAACAACACCAACACCAAAACCAACAACAACAUCAACACCAACGACAACAUCGCCACAACCACCAUCAACAACAACACCACCACCACCGACAACAAAAACAACACCAACAACAACAACAACAACACCAACAACAGCACCAACAACAUCAACACCAACAACAACACCAACACAACCAACAACAACAACACCAACAACAACACCAUCAACAACAACACCAACAACACCACCACCAACAACAACAUUAACAGCACCAACAACAGCACCAACAACAGCACCAACAACAUCACCAACAACAGCACCGACAACAUCACCAACAACAGCACCAACAACAACUACAACAACAACUACACCACCAACAUUAACACCACCAAAAACAACACAGACACCAGCAACAACAUCAACAACAACACCAACAACAACAAUACCAACAACACCACCACCAACAACAACAAUGCCAAUAACAACACCAACAACAACACAAACGACAACACCAACACCACCACCAACAGCACCACCACCACCAACAACAACACCAACACUUACACCAGCAACAACACCAACACCGACAUCAACAACAACACCAACAACAACUCUACCAACACCACCAACAACAACACGAAUAACAACACGAACAACAACACAAACAGCAGCAAAAACAACAACUCCAACAAUAACAUCAACCACACCAACAACAACAGCACCACCAACAACAAUACAAGCAACAACAACAACACCAACAACAAUUCCAACAACAACACCCACAACAACACAAACGACAACACCAAAACCACCAUCAACAGCACCACCAGCAACAACACCAACACCAACAACAACACCAACAACAGCACCACCACCAACAACAACACCAACAACAACUCCAACAACAACACCAACAAUAACACGAAUAACAACACGAACAACAACACAAGCAACAACAAAAACAACAACACCAACAACAACAACACCACCACCACCAACAACAACAACAACUCAGCAAACGAAGCAAACAACAACCUAUCCAAGAAUGACACCAACAUAUCAAGAUUGUAGAAAUCUCCCUGCUCUGCCGCUCGGAAAAUGCGUUGCCACCAACACAACGUUCCUAUCUAUCGGACUGUGUUUCUGUAACACUGGAUAUCAUUUCACUGGAAACAACAAAAACAUUUAUUGUCUCGCGAACGGAACAUGGAGCAUGAUCGAAGGAAGCUGCACUAUAAACAACUGUGGUAAUCCACGCAUUGAUCCAAAUCGCCAUGAUGACAUAUCAAAUGGCACAGUUUAUUUGUCAACGGCGACAUUUUCGUGUAACGAUGGUUAUGAGUUAGUCGGGGAAAACUCGUCGAUAUGUACGGAAUCGUAUGAAUGGAGACCAGAAGUUCCGCAUUGUAAAAUACGAGAUUGUAGAAGUGUUCCUGAUUUACCGUUCGGCAAAUGCAAUUCCAAUGACACCACGUACCAGUCUGAUGGAUUUUGUUUCUGUAACACUGCAUACAAUUUCACUGGACACAACAACAAUAUUCAGUGUCUCGCGAACGGAACGUGGAGCGCGAUUGAAGGCAGCUGCAUUUUAAACGACUGUGGAAAUCCAACUGUUGAUUCAAAUCGCCAGGAUGACAUAUCAAACGGCACAUUUUAUUUGUCAUUGGUAACAUUUUCAUGUAACGAUGGCUACGAGUUAUUUGGAUCGAAUACAUCAAUGUGCACCGCAUUUUCUUUAUGGCAACCAGAAGUUCCACACUGCAAAAUAAAAGAUUGUGGAAGUGUUUAUGAUCUACCGUUCGGCAAAUGCAAUGCCAGCACAACCACGUACCAAUCUAUUGGACUGUGUUUCUGUAACACUGGAUAUCAUUUCACUGGAAACAAGAACGAAAUUCAAUGUCAAGCGAACGAAACAUGGAGCAUGAUCGAAGGAAGCUGCACUAUAAAAAACUGUGGUAAUCCACGCAUUGAUCGAAAUCGCCAUAAUAACAUAUCAAAUGGCACAGUUUAUUUAUCAUCGGCGACAUUUUCGUGUAACGAUGGCUACGAGUUGGUCGGGGAAAACUCAUCAAUAUGUACGGAAUCGUAUGAAUGGAGACCAGAAGUUCCGCAUUGUAAAAUACGAGAUUGUAGAAGUGUUCCUGAUCUACCGUUCGGCAAAUGCAAUUCCAAUGACACCACGUACCAGGCUGAUGGAUUGUGUUUCUGUAACACUGGAUACAAUUUCACUGGACGCAACAACAACAUUCAGUGUCUCGCGAACGGAACGUGGAGCGCGAUUGAAGGCAGCUGCAUUUUAAACGACUGUCGAAGUGUUCCUGAUCUACAGUUCGGUAAAUGCAAUGCGGCUGACACAACGUACCAGUCUAUCGGACUGUGCUUCUGUAACACUGGGUAUAGUUUUACUGGAAACAAUAAUAACAUUAAGUGUCUAGCGAACGGAUCGUGGAGCGCGAUUGAAGGCAGCUGCAUUUUAAACGAUUGUAGAAGUGUUCCUGAUCCACCGUUCGGCAAAUGCCAUGCCAAUGACACCACGUACCAAUCUGUUGGAAUGUGUUUAUGUAACACUGGAUAUCAUUUCACUGGAAAUAACAAUAACAUUCAGUGCCUCGCGAACGGAACGUGGAGCAAAAUUGAAGGCAGCUGUAUUUUAAACGAUUGUGAAAGUGUUCCUGAUCUACCAUUCGGCAAAUGCGAUGCCAACACAACCACUUUUCAAUCUAUUGGAAUGUGUUUCUGUAACACUGGAUACCAUUUCACUGGAAACAACAACAACAUUCAAUGUCUCGCGAACGGAACGUGGAGCGUGAUUGAAAGCAGUUGCGCUAUAAACGAUUGUAAACGUGUUCCUGAUCUACCGUUCGGCAAAUGCCAAGCCAAUGCCACCACGUACCAGUCUGUUGGGCUUUGUUUAUGUAAUACUGGAUAUCAUUUGACUGGAAGCAACAAAAGCAUUCAGUGUCUCGCGAACGGAACUUGGAGCGAAAUUGAAGGCAGCUGCAUUUUAAACGAUUGUGGAAGUGUUCCUGAUCUACCGAUCGGAAAAUGCAAUGCCAACACAACCACUUUCCAAUCUAUUGGAAUGUGUUCAUGUAACACUGGAUACCAUUUCACUGGAAACAACAUCAACAUUAAAUGUCUCGCAAACGGAACUUGGAGCUUGAUUGAAGGCAGUUGCGCUAUAAACGAUUGUGGACCCCUACAUGUUGACGCCAAUGGCAACAUUACCAAGACGAAUGGGACCACAUUUCUUUCAUUCGCAGAGUUUACGUGUAACAUGGGUUAUACAUUACACGGGUCACAGUCAUUAACGUGCACCGAAACUGCAACAUGGAGCUCUAAUGCUCCAAUCUGUGAGAUAAAAAACUGUAGACAGCCUCCAUUAGGCAAUCUAUCAACAAUACAUGCACCCUUUACGACAUUUAACGCCACGGCGGUAUACGUCUGUCUCCCUGGAUACAGCACAACCAACAUUACUGAGCUCACGUGUACUGCUGACGGCGAGUGGAAUGGAACAGCGCCAAUAUGUUCAGAUAUCGACGAGUGCCUCAACAGGCCAAAGCCAUGUGACUUCAACGCCAAGUGUACCAACUCUGAUGGCAGCUUCAAGUGUGAAUGUCAGAGUGGAUACAGAGACCUGGAUGGGGUCGGGGGACAACGAUGUGCUGAUGUAGAUGAAUGCGUGUUUGAUGGAGACUUUUACUGUAUGCAUACGUUAAACCAAACACGUGUAUGCGUGAACAUUGACGGGGGAUACGUGUGUGUGUGCAACAAGGGACUCACUGGAUCUAAAUGUGAAAGCGAUAUCAUUGAAUGUAAUGACACUACCACGUGUGGUCCCCAUGCUGACUGUACCAACACGUAUGGUGGUUACUCAUGCAAAUGCCCGGACGGCUACCCACAGGGAAAUCCAUAUCUUGGAUGCUUCGAACCAGUUUUGCUGGACUUCAAAGCAGCUGGGGAUAGAUAUAACGGUGACAACCCGAUGAUAGAUGCUUACCAUAUCUCGUCAAGAUUGCCAUAUUUAGGAGAAUAUAUUCAUUGGUUCAAGCCAAAUAUGAACGGAUUCAUAUCACUGGAAUUCCAACCAUUGUACAACGAAUAUGGAGGUGAAAAUUCCAGCGAAUGGAAGGCAGCUAUACAGAACCAAAAAGUGAUUGCACCGUUAUGGACAAACAUCGAUAGUAGAAAUAUAACAGACGGAGGAUUGUGGAUCCACGUGUUUACUGAAAAAAAUAAGACAGACGUUUCAAAGAUCCAGGACCUCGUUCGCCAAUACACCAACCAUACUGAGUUCAAUAUAAGUGUGGCCUUGGUGGCCACGUGGAAACACGUGACUGUUCACUCGCCCUACGAACCCGGAUUUGAACUCGUUAAGAUUCAGAACCUUUCGAUGCAGUGCAUUCUGGCAUCAGACGGAAUGUACACGUACAUCAUGUUCAACUACGACCGGGAACAGUUCAGUAUCAGACCGUUACCAGAAGUACCUGUUGCUAGUGGUUACACAAAUAUAGAUUACACCGGUGUCGUUCUGUCUGACCGAUAUAACUUCACAAGUCUUAAUCAAAAAUCCAAUGUUCAGCCAGAUUUCGCUGGAAGAUGGAUUUAUAAUGUGACGGUCGUCACAGAAGCUAUGAAAAAUGAAAUCCUAUGCCAAAGAUUUUACGAAAGUAAUAAGGAUGAGCUCCGAACCUGGAUACAGAAACAGCUUGAGUUUGCCCUUCCAUGUCCUUGUCAGGAGGUGCUAAUGAUGGAGGACUACACAUUCACCCGAAAUGACUCACUUCGCCCCGGGUUUGGAAGUCACAUGACAUGUUACGAGUCCUGGUUUUUCAGCGCCUAUGGAAUUAAACAGAAAUGCUGCUACAUGUUCAGUAAACUGCAGACGCAGUAUCCGGGUGCAGUAGCGGCGGAAUUUGAUAACGACACAGUUGCAAAACUACUCGAGAAGGGUUACAAUCAGUGCUGCUCCCCUGAUAGCAGCCAGAAAUACUGUCAUCUGUACCAGGUGAUCAACCCACCUGAUAACUGCUCAAGGUACACGAUCAGCGACGAGAUACCGACAGACGAAGGCAUCAUGCAAGCCAUCAUCAAACGUGUUAGAAAGAUGCUUGGCAUAUAAUUUAUAUAAUACAUUCAUUCGCAAAAUGAUUAAUGUAUCGUUAAGGGUGUUAAUGGCUUCAAUGUAAAAUAAACUUAUAACAUAAUGUG
Molecule: messenger RNA, 6483 nt
Organism: Dreissena polymorpha
Lineage: Eukaryota; Metazoa; Mollusca; Bivalvia; Myida; Dreissenidae
Product: sushi, von Willebrand factor type A, EGF and pentraxin domain-containing protein 1-like
Exons: 28
Coding region: 20-6394 (2124 amino acids)
Biological process (GO): cell-matrix adhesion
Molecular function (GO): calcium ion binding
Source: RefSeq, a predicted model, not a curated record